AUGAACGGGUUGGCAGGGACCGUUCCCAGGAUGAUGCGUCCAUCUCUCUCUCAAAACUAUUCCCGCACUGGCUUCCCAAUGGAGGUUUCAACUCCGAUGGGUCAGGGUCGAGUCAACCAGCUCGGAGGAGUUUUCAUCAACGGCCGGCCUCUACCGAACCACAUUCGGCAUAAGAUAGUAGAGAUGGCCCAUCACGGGAUCCGACCGUGCAUGAUAUCCCGCCAGCUCAGAGUCUCUCACGGAUGCGUCUCCAAAAUCCUGUGUCGGUAUCAGGAGACUGGAUCCAUCCGGCCUGGAGCAAUCGGCGGGAGUAAAUCCAAGACUACAUCUCCAGAUGUGGAGAAGCGCGUUGAGGAAUAUAAACGGGAAAAUCCCGGAAUAUUCAGUUGGGAAAUUCGGGAUAAACUGCUCAAAGAGGGAAUUUGUGACCGGGACAACGUACCAUCAGUGAGUUCAUUAAGCCGCAUCAUGAGAGGCAGAUAUGGUGAGAGAGGUGACGAGGAGGAGGUUGAGGAUGAAGAGGACAUCGAAAAGCAUGAGCAAGAAGAAAUCGCCCGCAGGAGCGGACACAGUAUCGAGGGGAUUCUAGCAGACAGAUCGAGUCCGUCUGAUGACGGUUCAGAGGUGGAAUCUGAGCCCGAUCUGCCGCUGAAAAGGAAACAGCGGCGCAGUCGAACAACCUUCACGGCCGAACAGCUGGAGGAGCUGGAGAGAGCUUUCGAACGCACACAUUACCCUGACAUCUACACCAGAGAAGAGCUCGCUCAGAGAGCUAAACUCUCAGAGGCACGAGUACAGGUGUGGUUUAGUAACAGACGAGCUCGUUGGAGGAAGCAAGCGGGAGCCAAUCAGAUCAUGGCGUUCAAUCACCUGAUCCCUGGUGGGUUUUCACAUCCGGCUAUGUCCAGUCUCUCCCCGUAUCAGCUGUCAGAGAGCCCGUACCCACCCGCUGGCCUUUCUCAAGAUUCGAGCACUGUACACAGACCUCAGCCGCUCCCGCAUCAUCACAGUCCAGGAGGGGCGGGGCCGGAGGGCGGGGCUUCCUACUGUCUCCCGAGUCGCCAUGGUUACGCAGGAUAUUCAGAUACCUUUGGACCUCAUAACAGUCACGCUAACUCUUCCAUCAAUAAUGGACUGUCUUCUCAGGUUAUGGGACUGAUAACGCCAGCUGGAGUCACACACCAGAGCCAGGCUGAGUUUUCUCUGGAGUCGUGUGUAUCCGUGAACAGCUCGUGCUCUCAGCGCGUCGAGAACCUGCCGACUCUACCUGUCCGCUCCAACCUGCCCAGUCCUCCGUCUUACGGCCCGGCCUCCUUCUACAGCACAGAGCACAGCGCCCCCUACCAGUACAGCCAGUAUGGACAAAAUUCCUUUCAUUAUCUGAGGCCUGAAAUUGCCUGAACGGGUCGCGCAACUCAACUGUCCCAAAGUCCUGCAUUUUAAAAGCCGGAAUUAGGAUUUGAUGAGAGAUAAAGACUGAAAUACAAAUUCUUUGAUUUGGCAAUAUUAAUAAAACUGUUAUGCCACAGACACACAGCCGGCAGAUCAAAAGGGCUUUUUCUGUCUGAAACAUUCCCUUGAACUCCUCUUCAAAAGCCCUUCCAGCUGAAUUAUCCACAAUCUCAGAAAACACAACAAGACAAGUUGAAUCAAAACUGAAACGGAGACAUUUGUGUAUGAUUUUACUGCAAACAUGUUUAAGUGCAAUAUGAGAAAUAGAAAUGGCCACAUUCAUUCGAAACAUUCGCAGCCACUGAGGUCUGUGCAACCGGCGGCGUCCAAAUCAAGAGCGUGGAACGAGGUCGGCCGUUCUUAUGAUGCCAGACACGUCGCUCUCUGACCACGUUGUAAAUAUGUUUUUCCCAACGCAUUCCUUGACAUUUGAAUGAUGUUUUCGGGUUUUUUUAGACAAAUGAUUGGAACAUUUUACAGCAUUUUGGACCUUAUUUGC
Molecule: messenger RNA, 1951 nt
Organism: Pimephales promelas (fathead minnow)
Lineage: Eukaryota; Metazoa; Chordata; Actinopteri; Cypriniformes; Leuciscidae
Source: RefSeq, a predicted model, not a curated record